Molecule: messenger RNA, 1095 nt
Organism: Neltuma alba
Lineage: Eukaryota; Viridiplantae; Streptophyta; Magnoliopsida; Fabales; Fabaceae
Product: 3,7-dimethylxanthine N-methyltransferase-like
Exons: 4
Coding region: 1-1095 (364 amino acids)
Molecular function (GO): methyltransferase activity
Source: RefSeq, a predicted model, not a curated record
AUGGCGUCCAAAGUUAUGGCUGUAGAACGAGUCCUUCAUAUGAAUGGGGGUGUUGGAGAAACAAGCUAUGCCAACAACUCUCUAAUUCAGAGAAAGGUGUUGAUGAGAGUGAGACCCAUACUCGAAGAAAGCAUCAAGAAGAUGUACUGCACUAAUGCUUCAACUUGUUUGAAAGUCGCAGACUUGGGAUGUUCUUCUGGUCCUAAUGCAUUUUUGGUGGCUUCUAACGUUAUUGAUAUCGUCAAUGAAACAAGUCGCCGAUUGAAGAUUGAAACACCCACAUUUCAGUUUUUCCUGAACGAUCUAUUUGGGAAUGAUUUUAACUCAAUCUUCCAGUCACUCCCAGAGUUCUAUUACACUCUGAAACAAGACACAACAUGUUUGAUAAAUGCAAUGCCUGGAACUUUCUAUGGCACCCUCUUCCCCUCCAAUUCCAUCCAUUUCUUCCAUUCCUCUUACUCUCUUCACUGGCUCUCUCAGGUUCCAGAUUUGUUGAGCAAGGAAGCAAAACUAUCAGAUGAUGACAAAGGGAAUAUAUAUGUGACAAGCACUAGUCCUCCAUCAUACGCUAAACAAUUUAAAGAAGAUUUCACACUAUUCUUGAGAUCACGUUCCCGGGAAUUGGUGCCUGGCGGUGGUAUGCUCCUUGCAUUUAUUGGCAGAUAUGAUACUUCUCAAAAUAUAACUGCUGCAGGACUCUUCCGUAUGAUACUUAAUGACAUGGUCUUAGAGAAUUUGAUUGAAGAGACGAAGUUAGAACAUUUCAAUGUGCCAGUUUAUGUUGCUACUGCUGAUGAAGUUAAGGAAAUCAUAAAGGAAGAAGGGUCUUUCAGCGUUGAAAGAUUAGAGAGUAUUGAAACAAGUUGGGACGGAUCAAGCCUAGAUGACAAAGGUUAUGAGAGUUUUAAGGAUGACAAUGAGAGAGGGAAGUUCGUAGCAAGAUACUUAAGAGCUGUGUUUGAGCCUCUUUUGAAAGCACAUUUUGGAGAAGGAAUUGUUGAAGAAGUCUUCCUGAGGUUUCAGAAUAAGGUUGUCCAAUUGCUGCCCAAAUUGGUGUAUCCUACUUUGGUCAUAUCUCUUACUAAAAUUGCUUGA